AUGGCUCACUCAAAUAGUGUGAAUUAUAGAAACCCACCAGUCUUGGCACCCGAUGGUAAUUAUGAGUCUUGGAAGUCUGAAAUUGAAAUAUGGACAUUGGUCACAGACUUACCAAAGAAGAAACAUGCAUUGGCAGUUAGUGUGGCUUUAAAGGGACAGGCAAAGGAAAGAGCUUUAGCAAUGGAUAUUGAACAAUUGAGUGAUGAGGAACAUGGAAUGAGAAACUUGAUAAGUGAGUUGGAUAAAUUGUUUAAAACAGAUGCUGUGGAUUUAGCUUAUUCAAAGUUUGACAAUUGGAAAAGAGAACAGGACACAUCUAUGGUGGAUUUUAUAAUUGACUUCGAACAAAAAUAUGCCAAAUGUGUCAAAUACAAUAUGGAUUUGCCGGACACAAUAUUAGCAUUUAAAAUCUUAGAUUAUGCUAAUUUGAGUGAACAAGAAAAACAAUUGGCAUUGACUGCAGCAUCAGACUUAAGGUAUGACACAAUGAAAUCAGCUUUGAAGAGAAUUUUCACCAAAUUACCAGAAACAAAUGAUAAAGACUCUUCUGUAACAUUGAAGGAAGAAAAUGCUUUGUAUACGAGAAACAAACCAUGGCGGAAAACUUACCUCAAAAAUCAGAAACAAAACGAAAGAGAUGAUAAGACUCUUAAAGGUACAAAUCCACUUGAUAAGUAUGGAAGGAGGUCUAAGUGUUUAGUAUGUCAAUCCAUCUUUCAUUGGGCUAAAGACUGCCCUGAUAAAGAAUCUGUUAACUGUACUAAACUGGAUCAAAACUGUCAAUUUAUUGAUAAUGCCAGGCCAGAUGAGAUUAUGACUGUUGAAUGUAGUGGGUGUGCAGUUUUAGACACUGCCUGCUCUAAGACAGUCUGUGGAAAAAAAUGGUUUGAUGAUUUUGUAUCACUACUGACUGAUGAAGAAAGAUCAAAAAUAGUAACCAAAUCAAGUUCUAAAACUUUUAAGUUUGGAGAUGGAGCUAGAGUUCAAUCGGAGCAAAAUGUUGUUAUUCCUGCAAAAAUUGCUGAAGGAAAGACUAGUAGCAGAACUGUUUAUGAAAAUUUAUCAGCUUUAAAUUCUGCAAGGGAAGCCUUUACAAAAUCAGAAUGCUCAGAAAGGUUAAGAAGAGCUCUCAGAAAGCAAACUCGAACGUAUGACAAUGUUAAAUACAAAAAUGGUGAUGAAGUUUACUACAAGAGACCAGAUAGUACUGAAUGGAGAGGCCCUGGAACUGUAAUUGGCCAAGAUGGUGCAGUUGUAUUUAUUCGGCAUGGUGGUUUGAUAUUGAGAGUCCAUUAUUAUAGACUAAGACCAGUCAUUGAAGACCCAAAAUUCGAAAAGGAUCCUGAUGUAAAUGUGACUCCUGACAGAAACAUAGAAACUGUCCCUGAUGAAGAAGAUAAUCCACCAAUUGAGCAAAAUGAAGAUCAUGAAAUCAUAGCAAUUGAUGACAAGGCUGUAUUAAUGAAAGUGAAACCUGGACAAAAUAUCACAUUUAAAAAUGAUGAAAAAGACAAGAUUUCUGCCAAAGUUAUAAAUAGAGCAGGAAAAGCAUCUGGUAAAUACUGUCAUUGGUAUAAUAUAGAAAAUGAAGAUGGAAAUCGUCAAUCAAUUGAUUUGAGUCAAUUGCCAAUAUUAUGUGUAACAGACAAAAAUUCUCUGGUAGAUGCUGUAAACUCUACAAAACAAGUCAAUGACAAACGCUUGCGAUUAGAAAUAUCCAGUAUCAAAGAACUUUUACAAAGUGGACAAAUUAGUAACAUUAUUUGGUCUGAGACAAAGGCCCAACUUGCUGACUGUUUAACAAAGAAGGGAGCCUCACCAUAUUAUCUUUUGAAAACUUUACAUGAAGUUAUAUGUAGACAUUGUGUCUUUAAUGAAUCUGGAACCCACAAGUGUGAGCAAACUAUUAGACAUGAUGUGACGAAUGAAUUUAAGAAACCAUGGGAAAAAAGUUUCACCAAUGGAGUAGUUAUUCCAAAGGAUGAUGAUAAACAAAUGAAAGUUUUCAGAAGUUAUCUGAAUCUCGUUAAGAGAAAAGCACAGGACGCUGAAGGAAUUAUGUUUCCUUAUGGUGAUAAAGAUGAAUUGAGUUUGGAUGAAAACUAUGAAUUUGAUGAUUUCGAUUACCUAACUAUUCAAGAGAUUGAAGAGUGUUUAAUUACUCAAUUUUUUUGUUUUAAAUGA
Messenger RNA from Lottia gigantea (owl limpet), 2184 nucleotides. RefSeq lists its product as hypothetical. The coding region runs from base 1 to 2184 and encodes 727 amino acids. The record is from RefSeq and is a predicted model, not a curated record. Gene Ontology annotation, molecular function: nucleic acid binding. Lineage: Eukaryota; Metazoa; Mollusca; Gastropoda; Lottiidae. The transcript has 4 exons.